AUGGGCAAGAAGAAGGACAAGUCGAACAAGGGCGAGAUGGUGGUCGUCGAUGUGUACUGCAAGACCGAUGGUUAUGUGACGGUCAAGUACGGCAAGAAGUCGGAACAGUCGCAGGUCAUCAAGGCUACCAUUCAUCCUGAUUGGAACGCUCGCUUUCGGUUUGAGGCAAAGUCAAAGGUCAAGAGUCUGACCAUGAACGUCAUGGACAAGGACGCCUUUUCCAAGGACAACUUUCUCGGCAUGCUGGUUGUCGACGAUCUCGACGACGACAAGUACCGCGAUCCGAGCCGGGACCGCAAGUGGAACUCGCUGGUGAACAAGAAGGGCAAGAAGGACAAGCCGCGCGGAAAGGUCCAGUACACUAUCCGCAUUCUGUCGGCCGACCACAAGGACGCGGUCGGCCCGUCGUACGCCAUGCUCAACGUCACCAAGAAGAGCAAGUCCAAGGACAAGAGCAAGGGCAAGGGCAAGAGCAAGGGUAAGAAGGGCAAGCGCAAGCACAAGGCCGGCAGCGACGACGACGAGUCAUCCGAGACCCCGGUCGUUCGGCCGGAGGAUCGGUUUUUCGACGGCGCGUCCGAGUCGGAGACCGACGAGGAGGAGGCCGUUCUCCACGCGCUCGAGCAAGCCGAUCUCUCGCCAGACGAGGAGCAGGUUCUGAUGGUCAAGGCUGCCGAGAAGCGGGUGGCCAAGCUGCUGCGCAAGGCCGAAGCCCGCGAGCGCGACGGCGACGGGGCGCAGGUGGGAACCAGCGAGCUCCCACCGCCGCCGGGCUACGCCGCGGCGGCGCUCGGGAUGCCUGCCCACGCCGGCCGUGGCGGCGCACACGCUGGCCCGCCGCUGCCAGACCCGCUCCGGCCGUAUGCGGCAAUGCAGGCGCGAAUGCGGCAGGACCUGGUCGACUUUGCAGCGCACCGGACGUCGGCGGCCCGGCUCGCCCGCCGCGGCGAGCGCGACCGCUACGGCCUCCCACUCAUUGUCGGCUCGUUUGGCUCGAUCCACGACGUGCGCAACCCACACGGCGUGGCCGGCCCGAACACAUCCGCCACCCGCUUCCGCGGCCCACCGCUCGACCGCGACGGCUACCUCGUCGACGUCCCGGACGUCCUCGCCAAGUACGGGGCGUACGACGCGGGCUGGGCCGGCGCCGCAAGCCCGCACCGCCACACCCGCAGCUACCGGAUGGCCCACCGCAGCCGCUACCUGCGGAUCAACCCGGACGACCCGGCCGCCGGCGAUCCGGCCGCCGGCAAGUACGUGUACCGGAUUGUCGAGUAGAGGCAAGAGUAGUUCAAUUCAACAAACAC
Thecamonas trahens ATCC 50062 is the source of this 1307-nucleotide messenger RNA. RefSeq lists its product as uncharacterized. The transcript is spliced from 2 exons. NCBI's taxonomy places the organism in Eukaryota, Apusomonadida, Apusomonadidae. The record is from RefSeq and is a predicted model, not a curated record. Bases 1 to 1278 code for a protein of 425 amino acids.